This is a messenger RNA of Juglans regia (Persian walnut), 6320 nucleotides long. Its product is annotated as DDB1- and CUL4-associated factor homolog 1-like. NCBI's taxonomy places the organism in Eukaryota, Viridiplantae, Streptophyta, Magnoliopsida, Fagales, Juglandaceae. The coding region runs from base 231 to 6128 and encodes 1965 amino acids. Gene Ontology annotation, molecular function: protein binding. The transcript has 14 exons. Gene Ontology annotation, cellular component: nucleus; Cul4-RING E3 ubiquitin ligase complex. Gene Ontology annotation, biological process: protein ubiquitination. The record is from RefSeq and is a predicted model, not a curated record.
UUCUCACAUUUUGUUGGUUUCUCUCAGUUUGAAGCUCUGCAACUCCCAAACUUCAAAACCAAAGAAGCUAAAACUGGCGCUCGCACGCACAUAAUUUUGUUAUCAUAAUUUCAUACCAAUUAGCCUCCAAAUUCCUUUCAUUCCAAUUGCCAUUUCUUCGUAUAUAGAUUCCGAUACACACACACACACACAUAUAUAUAUAUAUAGCAAUCAUCUCUAUCUGAUUGUAUAUGGACGUGACCAUGGACGACCGAGAGAACCAAACGCAAGCCGAAGCUCUGGCUCCUGCCGCGGAAUCUCAGCCUCAGUCUCAGGGAGAAGAAGACGGAGAAGAACAAGCAAGGAACGAAGACGACAAGUUGAUCGCGAAUGCUCAGAAGCUGAUGGAGAAGAUCACUUCUUCUCCUGAAAACCCUAGUCCCUUCGUCCUCCAUGCCCUUGCCUCCAUCCUCGAAACACAGGAAUCCCGUUACAUGGAAGAGCAUGAUCCUUCCUCCAAUAGUGGCCGUUCUUCACAUAACAUUGGACGGCUGGGAAACUUAAUCCGGGAAAAUGAUGAUUUCUUCGAAUUGAUAUCUUCAAAGUUUUUAUCAGAAACAAGAUACCCAACCCCCAUCCAGGCAGCUGCUGCUAGGCUUCUUUUAAGCUGCUCACUGACUUGGACUUAUCCUCACGUUUUUGAAGAAGCCGUCUUAGAGAACAUAAAAAAUUGGGUGAUUGAUGACACUGCCAGAUUUCCUGGUGAACAUCACAAUUGCAAGAGCAAGAAGGCCUCAAAUUAUGAAAUGUUGAAGAGCUAUUCUACCGGACUUCUUGCUGUUUGUUUGGAAAGUGGUGGUCAAGUAGUCGAAGAUGUCUUGACAUCCGGAUUGUCUGCCAAGCUUAUGCGCUAUCUUCGUGUGCGUGUACUUGGAGAGACAAGUAGCCAGAAAGAUGCUACUCAUUUAACAGAGGGCAAGAUUGUAACUGGUUCUACUUGUACAAGAGAUAGAGACGAGGGUAGGGGUAGGGUUCGGCAGGCUCUGGAAACAACUUAUUUAGAUGAUCUGAGGAUAGCAGAUGAGAGAUCCUUAGAUGGACAAAGUCUUGAAAGGGAUCAGGAUAGAAGCAUUGUACGACAAGGAGAUGGAGAAGAGUGCUGGGUGAAUGAUAGAGAACCACCUGAUGCAUUGGGUGAAAGGGUUGAUGCCUGUGAGGUAGAUGCUGAUGGGGAGGUAAGAAGGCAAAGUCAAGAAUUACGUGAUGGGAAGGCAAAAUUGUGGGAUUUUGAUGACAAUGGCCGAGAUGAUUCCUCAAGGCGCAGAGUGAAUCGUGGAUCAGCAAGAUCCAGAUGCAAGGGAAGGGUUAAUGAAGGUGGUCCAGAGAAUGAACAGGUGUUAACCUCACCAGGAUCUGGUAGUCGAUUGGGACAGGGGCGGAGUACAAAAGAUAGGAGUUUUUCAAAACAUUUAGAUGUGAAAAAAGAUGCUAGAAAGACUUUUGGCAGGAUCACAUCUGAUGUUUUAGCUGUCGAAAGAGAUGAAAAUGAUGACUGCUUCCAGGAAUGUAGAGUUGGAAGUAAAGAUAUCUCUGAUAUGGUAAAGAAAGCAGUUAUAGCUGCCGAAGCUGAAGCAAGAGCAGCCAAUGCACCUGAAGAAGCUAUCAAAGCAGCAGGUGAUGCUGCUGCUGAAGUUGUCAAAAGUGCAGCUUUUGAGGAAUUUAAAAGCACAAGUGAUGAAGAAGCUGCCGUUUUGGCUGCUUCUAGAGCUGCAUCCACUGUUAUUGACGCUUCUAAUUCAAUUGAAGUUUCAAGGAGUUCUAGUAGCAUCAAUGAUGAGACAAUGAAUCCACGCUGUACAGAGACAGAAACUAAUGAGGAUGUUGAAGAAUAUUUCAUCCUGGAUUCUGAAUCUCUUGCACAGCUGAGAGAAAAAUACUGUAUUCAGUGCCUUGAAAUACUUGGAGAAUAUGUUGAAGUUCUUGGGCCUGUACUUCAUGAAAAGGGUGUCGAUGUCUGCCUUUCACUAUUUCAACGGAGUUCCAGACAGAAUGAGGGAUCAAAAGUUGCCAUUCUUUUGACUGAUGUAAUGAAGCUAAUCUGUGCAUUGGCUGCUCACCGAAAAUUUGCUGCUCUUUUUGUGGAUCGGGGUGGCAUGCAGAAACUGCUUGCUGUCCCUAGAGAUGCUCAAACCUUCUUUGGUCUUUCUUCUUGCUUAUUUACAAUUGGUUCUCUCCAGGGAAUAAUGGAACGUGUGUGUGCUCUUCCCUCAGAUGUUAUUCACCAGUUGGUUGAGUUAGCUAUCCAACUUCUUGAGUGCACUCAGGACCUAGCUAGAAAAAAUGCCGCCUUGUUUUUUGCUGCCACAUUUGUCUUCCGAGCAGUUCUUGAUGCCUUUGAUGCUCAGGAUGGUUUACACAAAUUACUGGGCCUUUUAAAUGAUGCAGCCUCAGUUAGAUCAGGAGUAAAUACUGGAGCAUUAGGCUUUUCCAGUUCAGGAUCCUUUCGAAAUGAUCGUUCGCCUGCAGAAGUACUGACAUCAUCAGAGAAACAGAUAGCUUAUCACACCUGCGUUGCUUUGCGGCAAUAUUUUAGAGCUCACCUUCUUUUGCUUGUGGAUUCUAUCCGUCCAAAUAAAAACAAUCGAAGUACAGCCCGGAAUACUCCAAGUGUAAGGGCAGCCUACAAGCCACUUGACAUCAGUAAUGAAGCUAUGGAUGCAGUGUUUCUGCAGUUACAAAAGGAUCGAAAGCUGGGUCCAGCAUUUGUAAGAACUCGCUGGCCUGUGGUUGAGAAGUUCUUAAGCUCUAAUGGGCAUAUUACCUUGUUGGAAUUGUGUCAGGCCCCACCCAUUGAGCGCUAUUUGCAUGAUUUGCUUCAGUAUGCAUUGGGUGUUUUGCACAUUGUUACACUGGUACCCAACAGCCGCAAGAUGAUUGUAAAUGCCACAUUAAGCAACAAUCGUGUUGGUAUAGCGGUCAUUUUGGAUGCAGCAAAUAGUGCUAGUAGUUAUGUGGACCCAGAGAUCAUCCAACCAGCCCUAAAUGUGUUAGUCAAUCUUGUUUGUCCACCACCGGCAAUCAGCAAUAAACCACCUUUACUUGCACAAGGUCAGCAUUCUGUUUCUUCUCAAACCCCAUAUGGUCAUGCGAUGGAGAAUAGAGAUAGAAACACAGAACGCAAUAUCUCAGAUAGAGCUGUUAGUAUGCCCAGCCAGAGUGAUUCAAGAGAGCGGAAUGGGGAAUCUAGUGUGGCAGAUAGGCUAAAUGCCACCGGAGUUGGUACACAGUUCAUCGGUAGCACUUCACAAACUCCUGUUGCCACAGCCACUUCAGGACUUGUUGGAGAUCGUAGAAUAUCUUUAGGUGCUGGAGCAGGUUGCGCGGGCCUUGCUACACAGUUGGAACUAGGGUAUCGUCAAGCAAGAGAGGCUGUACGUGCCAACAAUGGGAUAAAGGUUCUUCUUCAUCUCCUCCAGCCACGCAUAUAUUCACCUCCUGCUGCUCUUGAUUGUCUCCGUGCCCUCUCUUGCCGAGUUCUGCUUGGUCUAGCCAGAGAUGAUACAAUUGCACAUAUAUUGACAAAGCUUCAGGUUGGAAAAAAGCUAUCAGAACUAAUUCGAGAUUCAGGCGGCCAAACAUCUGGAACUGAGCAAGGCAGGUGGCAAGUCGAGCUUUCCCAGGCCGCAAUUGAACUGAUAGCAAUUGUGACAAAUUCAGGCCGUGCAAGUACGCUAGCAGCUACUGAUGCCGCCACCCCUACUUUGAGGCGCAUAGAAAGAGCAGCUAUAGCUGCUGCUACGCCUAUUACUUACCAUUCCAGGGAACUUUUACUUCUAAUCCAUGAACACCUACAGGCAUCUGGUUUGGGUGCAACUGCUACGGCACUGUUGAAAGAGGCCCAGUUGACUCCUCUGCCGUCCUUGGCAGCCCCAUCAUCUCUUGCUCACCAAACCUCCACCCUAGAAGCUCCCUAUACUCGACUCCAAUGGCCCUCUGGUCGAGCCCCUUGUGGAUUUCUCACUAAGAAAUCUAAAUUUAGCGCAUGGGAUGAGGACACAAGCUUGAAGUUUGAUUCAAAUGUAACUUCUUCAAAGAAAAAACUAUUAGCUUUCUCACCUAGUUUUGGUUUGCACUCAAGAAAUCAGUUGCAAUUCCAUGAUUCCCAGUCAGUAUCUGCCAGGAAAGUCUUCAGUUCUUCAAAACAAUCUUCUGCUCAUGCAAUUGCAGCAGAAACUCAAUCAGAGUCCUUCACAAAACCUAAUCUUGAUACAGAAUCCCUAUGUAAGACUCCUAUUAUAUUGCCAAUGAAGCGAAAAUUAUCAGAGUUGAAGGAUGUUGGGUCGAUUUCGUUCUCCGGAAGGCGACUCCACACAGGCGAGCAAGGACCUCAGUCUCCAGUUUGUCCUACACCCAGUAGUCUUCGUAAAAGCAAUCUACUGACUGAUAAUAUUGGACUUUCUACACCAACUUCUAACCUUAGAGAUCAGCAUUGGCAAUCAACGCCAAUUGGUGGCUUGGCAGGUUAUAUGGAUGAAAACCAUUACGGUAACCCCCAUAUAGGUCAGGUGACACCAUCCUCACAACUUGAGCUUUUAAAUGAUCCCCAGCCCAGCAGCACAGAGAGGUUAACUCUAGACUCUCUUGUUGUUCAAUAUCUGAAGCACCAGCAUCGCCAAUGCCCUGCCCCUAUAACCACUCUUCCACCACUCUCUCUCUUGCAUCCACAUGUCUGUCCUGAACCUAAACGAAGCCUUGAUGCCCCAUCAAAUGUAACAGCUCGACUUGGUACACGUGAGUUUAGAAGUAUAUAUGGUGGGGUACAUGGAAAUCGAAGAGAUCGCCAAUUUGUUUAUAGUAGAUUUAGACCUUGGAGAACUUGUCGGGAUGAUGCUGGUGCACUUUUGACAUGCAUUGAUUUUCUUGGGGACUCUUCCCGUCUUGCAGUUGGCAGCCACUCUGGAGAGCUCAAAAUUUUUGACUCUAACAGUAACAACGUGCUGGAGAGCUGCACGAGCCAUCAGUCUCCUUUGACAUUUGUUGAAUCCUAUCUUUCUGGUGAGACACAGCUGCUGCUUUCGUCGAGCUCCCAGGAUGUAAGGUUGUGGGAUGCAUCUUCAAUCUCAGGUGGACCAAUGCAUCCAUUUGAAGGGUGUAAGGCUGCAAGGUUUAGCAACUCUGGAAGCAUUUUUGCAGCCUUGACAGUAGAGCCCUCUCCACGAGAAAUUCUCCUCUACAAUAUCCAGACCUGCCAGUUGGAAUCAAAGCUAUCAGACACGUCUGCAAGUUCUACAGGCCGGGGGCAUAUAUAUUCUCUCAUACACUUCAGCCCUUCAGAUGCUAUGCUGCUAUGGAACGGGGUCUUGUGGGAUCGGCGGGUUUCUGGUCAUGUUCAUCGCUUUGAUCAAUUUACAGAUUAUGGAGGUGGCGGCUUUCAUCCAGCUGGGAAUGAGGUAAUUAUAAACUCGGAGGUUUGGGAUCUCCGGAAGUUUAGGCUCCUCCGAAGUGUACCUUCAUUAGACCAAACGAUGGUAACAUUUAAUGCACGUGGAGAUGUAAUUUAUGCAAUACUUCGGAGAAAUCUUGAGGAUGUAAUGUCAGCAGUUCACACACGACGAGUCAAGCAUCCUCUCUUUGCUGCUUUUCGCACAGUGGAUGCAGUCAACUACUCUGACAUUUCCACUAUGCCCGUAGAUCGUUGUGUCCUUGACUUUGCAAAAGAGCCGACAGAUUCCUUUGUAGGGUUGAUUACGAUGGAUGACCAAGAUGAGAUGUACUCUUCAGCUAGGAUUUAUGAAAUUGGACGUCGAAGGCCAACAGAUGACGAUUCUGAUCCUGAUGACGCCGAGAGUGAGGAGGAUGAUGAGGAUGAUGAUGAUGAUGAUGCUGAUGUGGACUCGUUACUGGGCCCAGAUCUUGAUGGGGAUGGUGAUAGUGAUGCUGAUGAUAUGAGUAAUGAUGAUUAUGAUGAUAGUGUUGGUGACCUUGAUGAUGAUGAUGACGAUGACGACGAUGGAGAUUUCAUGCUGGAAGGGGGAACGGGAUUACUGGAGAUUGUGAACGAGGGUGAUGAGGAUGAGGAUGAUAGCGAAUUGGUUGAAUCAUUUAGUAGCGAUGGGGAUGAUUUUAUGGGGAACGUUUUUGGUUAUUAAACGUUACGUAAUUCUUAGAUUUAUUUUAAAUUAUGGCCCAGAUUUUGUAAUUAUGCUGAUAGAAGUUUUUACUUUUGACCGCAAGUGUAGAGCUGAAAACCAGCAGCAGUAUCCAAGUCCACUAUGUGAGAAUUGAAAUUAUACGCUCGAACCAGAAAGUCACCGAAAAUAGUUAGUUUUUUAUUUUUUUCA